Messenger RNA from Penicillium verrucosum, 1653 nucleotides. RefSeq lists its product as uncharacterized. Lineage: Eukaryota; Fungi; Ascomycota; Eurotiomycetes; Eurotiales; Aspergillaceae. Gene Ontology annotation, molecular function: cobalt ion transmembrane transporter activity; cobalt ion binding; magnesium ion binding. The transcript is spliced from 7 exons. The record is from RefSeq and is a predicted model, not a curated record. The coding region runs from base 1 to 1653 and encodes 550 amino acids.
AUGUCUUAUACAACAGAUUCGCGCGACUCAACAGCGCCUCAGGAUUACUAUUCAAGUCUUGACGAUCAGGGCUCGCUUGUGGAAAAGUUCAAGAAUAUCGACGAUAAGACGCAGUUUUACACUGCUAUGCGCUGCCUAGAGGACCCUCUCACUCAGAAUUUUGUGCUCGAUUUCGGGAAUGAAGAGGCAUGGUGUGCAUCUGAUCUAGGCACCAAUGAACUGAAACUAUUGCUGAGUAAACCGAGAGAUAAAUGUUUCGGUACACGGUGGAUUAAUAUAUGGGCGCCAGAGGAGCAGAAAGAAAGCAUAAGGGCGAUUACCAAACACUAUGGAGUGUCAGAACGACUGCAGGGGAUGAUGUGUACAGAGCCAGUGCAUCCUGCACCAAAAACUACACCUACACCAUUACCAACCAAAAGAACUUCGCAAUUGUCCAGUGUUGCGACGUCGUUCAAGCACGAAGUGGAUGAUGCGGAGAAUGCACUCAAGCAUAUCGCCGAUCAAGAGAAAUCGCGCGAAUCGGCAUCAUUCAAAAACCUCACCUUUGCGCAAGUCACAGAUCAAAUUUGGCAUUUCUCUUCCGUGGAUCAUGGUCCUCGAUGCACAAUAAUAUCAAUUCAAGAGAACCCGUUCGCAAGACAGGAAGAAGUGCUGAUAGACGAAGCCAAGCCAGUCCUCGACAUUGUGCGCAGAAAUAUUCGCUUUAUUUUCGCUGGGGUUUCGAGACAGCACUUUGCUAUGUCCGAGAGCGAGUCGCUAAUCACCAUCCGGGUGCGACAUUUCAGUGACCUCGGACCGGAUCAAGCUAAUAUUAAACAAGAGGAUGGGCCGAGUUUGCUCUUCUAUUAUAUCUUCGAUGACUGGGUGUCAAGUUAUGGACUCAUCGCAAAGCGAGAACACAAAUAUGGUGUUGCUUUGGAGGAAUUGAGAGGCCAAAUGCUCGAUCGUCCAAUAGUGGAUUUGGUGAACGAGUUACACUGGCUGGGCCGACGACUCGCAGUUCUCAAACGAUUGUACCAGAGCUAUGAGCUUAUCAUGCGGCGACUCUUGCAACGGCAACGUAUGCUUCGCGACGAAGCGCGUUCGGCGCAACCAGCCGCGAUUUCGUAUGGAGCCACCUUUGGCGAUAUGGAGUUUGUGGAUAUGCGCCAGUCGAGUGUCGUGAGCAAUUCCGGCUCUCAUAACACAACUGAGAAAUCGGUUGGGGUGCAACUGAGCUCGACGGCGGUGGCUCGCUUCGAACGGUUGGUUGAUCGUAUCAAUCUGUACUGUUUGAGCGAGAUUGAGAACUGCCUCAAUGAGAAAGAAUCCUUGACAUUCCUGAAUUUCAAUUUGAUUGCGCUUAAGGACUCGCAGGCUGUUGAGAAGCUCACUCGGAUCACCAUUCUGCUGGCUAAGGCGACCAUCUUGUUCCUGCCAGUUAGCUUGAUGAGUGCAUACUUCUCGACGGAACUUAUUGGUGUGAAGAAUGGGUACACUAAGACACAGUACUGGGUCAGUUUCGCGGUGAUCUUCGUUACAUCCAUCUUGCUCUUGACCGUUUUCGGUUAUGCCAGCGAUACCGUCGAAGGUAAGACGAUUUACCGAUCUAUGGUACGAACAUUCUUCCGAACAUCUCGUCAGAAAAUGUCACGACGUCGAUCAGAACAAUAG